This is a messenger RNA of Athalia rosae (coleseed sawfly), 3183 nucleotides long. RefSeq names its product amino acid transporter AVT1B (gene mah). NCBI's taxonomy places the organism in Eukaryota, Metazoa, Arthropoda, Insecta, Hymenoptera, Athaliidae. Bases 278 to 2191 code for a protein of 637 amino acids. The record is from RefSeq and is a predicted model, not a curated record. The transcript is spliced from 9 exons.
GGUGGAUAGAAACAUAGUUGAAAUAAAAAUAUACUCAUCAUUCACUUGCAUGUGUUAUACUUCUAGAUCGAUCGUCCCAUCGAGGAUAAUUUAUAUGUGUACGUUCAGCGUGUAUCAAGUUUCGUUUUUAACGAUACCACGAGAACGGAGAAACCGGUCGAGUGUCGUCUGUAGGCACAGGAAGCGUUACUUUUGCUCUUGUUCUUGUUCUUAGUCAGUCACUUCUUCGAUUAUUUUACACACGUUCGUGUAGAGUGCAAUUUCACUCCAUUAGAGAAUGGAUAGGGAGCGGAUAUCACUUCUUUACAAACAAGCCAAAUCUGGUUUGUCUGCAUUUUUCGCUACCCUCUGUAUCAUAGACAUCUUUGGCGUAUUUCCCAUCAUCGCUUUGCCCAGAGCCAUCAUACAAUGCGGAUGGUUGGGCAUACCGUUGGUUGUGCUAGUAUUCAGUCUGCAGAUAUAUACCGCAGGACUCCUCGGCAAGGCCUGGAUCAUUGCAACGACUUUGGACCCGCAGAUAGCGCGGAAAAAUCGAUACCCAUUGGCUGCGGUGACUGAAUUGACUCUGGGUCCUUUGGCUCGUAACUGUGUUACCGUGUUGCUGAACCUGACGGUCUUUGGCGGUGGGAUACCCAGCCUUUUAGUUGCAUCCCAAAAUCUACAGCUGUUUGGGCUUAAGGUCUCUGACGAAGAAUUUAACCUUUCGUUUUGCUACUGGCUCCUCAUUGUAGGAAUCUUGCUGUGUCCAAUUAUGUGGCUUGGAAGUCCCCGCGACAUGAAAUUUGUAAUAUUUCUGUAUAGGUGGUUGGCGAUGUGCUCUGCUGGAGUUGUCCUCCUCACUGCAGUUUUGACCUGGUGGUGCAUUGCUGCAGAUGGAAUAAUCACUCGUGCAAAGCCUGUUCCUUUCUGGCCACCUUGGGAGCGAUUUAUUUCCGGUUAUGCGAUUCUUGCAUUCCAAUUCGACGUACAUCCAACCCUAAUGACCAUUCAAGUUGACAUGCAAAACCCAAAGGAAGUGAACAAGGCAGUAAUCACCUCAUUCAUUUUCACCGGAACUUUGUUUGCUGUUUCCACGGGCCUAGCAGCAUGGAAAUAUGGUGAUAAUACAACAGCGAAUGUCCUACAACUUGUACCUGGAGGGUAUGUCACUCGAGCCGCUAUCCUAUUCGCCGCUCUGCAACUAUGUUUAUCCAGUGCCGUUGGACACUCCGCACUUUUUCAACAUAUAGAGGACAAACUCCGUGUGCAGAGAUCAUUCGGUUGGAAGCGUUGCGUGACAAGGUCAGCUCUAGUUUUUCUUGCUGUGGCCCUUGGAGAGUCGGUUCCACGUUUCGACAUUGUGAUGGCCCUGAUCGGAGGCUCCCUGACGGGUCCACUAGUCUUCAUUUUGCCACCUCUGAUGUAUUCAAGAGUAAAGAAGCUUCAGGCGGCUGCUCUGCGCAACAGGACGCCUAACGUUCUUCCAGCUUCUGAAAAACGAGGAGCCGCAGGCUCAACUAAACACGCGAUCACCGACCCCAGGGUUCACUCGCAAUCGAUUCAUUAUGGAUUCAUGGUCGAUUAUAAGUCUGAUUUGACCAGUCGUCAUUCUUACGUUUAUUAUGAAAAUGGGGAUUACAGUGAUCAAACGGAUGAAGAGGUAGAAGAUGCUGAGCAUUUUGAGCCACAGCUAGUUCAUCUUGAUCGACUGGUUAGGUUAUACCGUGGUAACGUUGGGUGUGAUGUUAACCAUAUUAGCGACGUACAUAAAUAUAAAGAACACAAUCAGGUUCGUAGAGUUCACACCACCAUGUAUAGUGAACGUCUCUGCAGCUGCCAAAGGCCUAGAUUUUCACUGAGGAUAAUGGGUAUGAGUUACUUAUGUCUUUUAAAUCAUUUUCAUGGAAAACGACGAGCCCAUAAGCAUAUCACGUUUGACAGUAUCUAUACAGUAAUAGUAAUCAAGGCAAUGAUGGUUUGUCAAUGUAUAACAAUUUCUCCGUUGUAUCAGAUAUCACAAAAUAAUGAUAAUCGUCAGAGAAUCUUUCAUCACAUAAAAUUUAUUUCUCCAUUACAACACAUCUCUGUUAAACAGAAUACAUUUCGGACAUUGUGCAUUUUGCUUGUGCAAAUGAGUCUCAUUUUCCGCAGAAUAGCGAUGUCAACAUAUUGUUAUAUAUCUAGUACAGAUUGCUGCAUCGAUGUUAUUUAGUCUAUUUUUCUUGUAACCAUAAUGAAAAAUUUACUCACUUAUUUCAAUUUCAUAAGCAGCUUGUACGAUCAUGAAAUUCAUGAUUUGUGACUGACUUUAAUUUCUAGAGGCUCAUGGUUAUGGUGAAGAUGCUCCCUUGUCUAGUUAUAUGUAUUGAAAUAAAUUAAAAAACUCUUCCAUCACACAUCCUGCUCGUGAAAUAGAUUCCUAACUUUAGCCAUGCCGUAAUACGUCAUUAUUAAUCAGAGUAAUCAUAAGGUAUUUAUAAUUGAUUUUUAUUUUCUGUACAUCUACAUAAAUAGCAUUCCAGUCUUCCACUAUGAAUUUCGCCAAGUAAAGCUUCAACUGGAAUCAUUAAUUUCAUUCAAUUGAAAAUUGCUACACAAUUUUGUUUGGCUUUUUUAGUUUUUUGGUCAUUAAAAUACUCGUACUAUAAUAAGUAGAACAGCUCUGAACUGAGUGACGAAAAUUUUCAUGGUUCAAAAGACCGUCCAUACACCUUCUGGUUAUUCAAUCUCAUCAGAGUGAAUAACAAUAUCUGACGAGAAAGUUAAUGUGCUAAUAAAUGAAAUCAUAUCCAUAUUAUGUCUGACAUAAGAAACUUGAAACAAAUUGUCAAUUCGUCUGCUCUGAACCAUCAUCAUUAGUAACACUCAGUUCAGCUAAAUAAUAAAUAAAGAGAGCGAAAAUUGUUUAUAUACAUAUACAUAUAUAUUUAAUUUUUCAUUUGUCUUAAAAGAUAGACGUAAAUAUAACACCAAAUGAAUGAUUUACAAAAAAUAUUAAGAACUAAUUUUUUUACAAUUAAAUUGAAGCAAUAAUUUGAUCAUUAAUGUGUAUCUUCAUAUAAUAUCAUGCUAUUCAAUAACUAUAUAUAGACAAGCCUUCAAGCACACUGUGGUAAAAAAUGUAUAAACUGUGAAUUGAACUCUUUCAACUUUGUAAUUAAUGUUGCUGUUAAGCGAGUUACUAUUCAAGCUCAAAGCUUCAUA